Molecule: messenger RNA, 892 nt
Organism: Orcinus orca (killer whale)
Lineage: Eukaryota; Metazoa; Chordata; Mammalia; Artiodactyla; Delphinidae
Product: synaptotagmin-16-like
Exons: 3
Coding region: 240-794 (184 amino acids)
Source: RefSeq, a predicted model, not a curated record
GAGACAGGCAAUAAACCCGAUGCAAUAUCAGGUUUGGUGAGCAAACCUAGAGGAUGGAUUGAGGCCAGGGAAGAUUAGAGACUGAAACCAAUUAGCUGAGAAGUUUUGAGAGUGAAAUAUUCACAGCCAUUGAGAGACCUCCAAUUUAAUUUCUCAUCAUGCUUGUUCUGUAGUUCACAUUAAGUCCAGAGUAUUGAAGGAACGGAACAGGUGGACUUGUAGACAUCCGAUAGUUGACCAUGCUGUUGACAAUGGCGUCUCAGGAUGCUCAGAACCUCUUCCAGCCUCUCUCUUCCUGGAUAUAUCGGGUUUAUGAAGCUCUCCAGCAAGCAGGAGAUACGUUAUCUGCUUUGCUGGUUAACUUCAACAAACAAGACUCUAAAUUGAGUGACAAGCUAGACCAGGACUUAGAUGAUAUUCAGAUUCAGGAAACUUACUUUGAAGAUGAAGAACAAAGCAAUUGGAGUCAAGAGGACAUAAAUUCCUUGUUUCUUGAAGUGGAUCAUUUCUCCUGUUGUAACAGUGAUUUGCAGGACUCUGCCCAAAGUUCAAGCCCCAGACUUAGCCAGCAUGCAAAGGACGCCUGUUCCAUAGUGACCCAGUGGCCCAGUCAGACCCCUGAUGACCAAAAGCCACCACAUGUGCUUUCUUCUAUUGCCGAGGAAGAACAUCACCUUGAAAAGCAAAGGAGUGGCCUUCAACAGGGCUUUGACAGCCACCUCUCUGGUAUUUUAGAAAACAUUAAUGGAAAAAUGCAAGGGCAAAGCUUAGGCAAAUUUGCUUGCAAAUGGUAGAGGUUUUCCAAGCUUGGUGUUCCCUGGCGACAUAAACCCAUUGCACGCACGGAAUCUAUCUGGGCCAAGCCUCUGCAUUACCCCCAUGGUACUUGGAG